AUGGCUGCGGGCCGGGGAGAGGCUCUGCCCGAGCGGGCCGGGGCUGGGGAGGGGGCUCUGCGCCGGCUUCGGGGCUCGGGCCGCGGGGAACCAGCGGAGCGCGGCCUGUCCGGCGCCCGCCGCCGCUUCCGCCCGCCGCGGCCUGACGCCAGCGGAAGGGGCGGCCCGGGGAGGCCGCGGCCGGGCGGGCGGGCGGGCGGGGGGCUGCGCCGGGGGUCCCUGCGCCGGGGCGGGACGGGGCGGCAUCGCAUCGCCGUGCGGGGUGACGCCGUCGCCCCAACCGCGGGCGGGCAGCGCACGCCGCGGCCUCAGCCCCGCAUCGCCCCCAUCGCCCACAUCGUCCCCCAUCGCCCCCCAUCGUCCCCAUCGCCCCCAUCGUCCCCAUCGCCUCCCAUCACCCCCAACCGCGCCCAUCGCGCCCCAUCGCCCCUCAUCGCCCCCCAUCGCCCCCAUCGCCCCCCAUCGCCCCCCGUCGCUCCCCAUCGCCCCCAUCGCCCCCAUCGUCCCCCAUCGCCCCCCGUCGCCCCCCAUCGCGCCCCAUCGCCCCCAUCGCCCCCCAUCGUCCCCCAUCGCCCCCCAUCGUCCCCCAUCGCCCCCCAUCGCGCCCAUCGCCCCCCAUCGCGCCCCAUCGCCCCGCAUCGCCGCCCAUCGCGCCCCAUCGCCCCUCAUCGCCCCCCGUCGCCCCCCGUCGCUCCCCAUCGCGCCCCAUCGCCCCCAUCGCCCCCCAUCGCCCCUCAUCGCCCCCAUCGCGCCCCGUCGCCCCCCGUCGCCCCCCAUCGCCCCCCAUCGCCCCCCAUCGCCUCCCAUCGCCCCCCAUCGCCCCCCAUCGCCCCUCUGCUGUAG
This is a messenger RNA of Colius striatus (speckled mousebird), 843 nucleotides long. RefSeq lists its product as uncharacterized. NCBI's taxonomy places the organism in Eukaryota, Metazoa, Chordata, Aves, Coliiformes, Coliidae. The transcript has a single exon. The coding region runs from base 1 to 843 and encodes 280 amino acids. The record is from RefSeq and is a predicted model, not a curated record.